This is a messenger RNA of Coregonus clupeaformis (lake whitefish), 6483 nucleotides long. RefSeq names its product synaptopodin. The record is from RefSeq and is a predicted model, not a curated record. Gene Ontology annotation, biological process: positive regulation of actin filament bundle assembly. NCBI's taxonomy places the organism in Eukaryota, Metazoa, Chordata, Actinopteri, Salmoniformes, Salmonidae. Gene Ontology annotation, molecular function: actin binding. Gene Ontology annotation, cellular component: nucleus; actin cytoskeleton; Z disc. The transcript has 4 exons. Bases 1854 to 5375 code for a protein of 1173 amino acids.
GGCCCAUGUGGCUACCCACCUCUUCCUUAAUGGUAUCCUGUAUAAGGCCGAGGAGACCAAGCCACCUCUCUGGACAGUGUAUGGGUGAUAGUGUUUCAGACCUGGACACCGCACGGCCUUGGAGACAGAACCGGUGGAGAUCAGCCUCUCAUAACAACAACAGCUUUACUCUUCCUGAAUCCUACAGCACCAAAGUCUACCACACACUCCUUCAAUAGGGACUGGAGAAAGAUCACCCAGACUAAGAGUUGAAGUAUCACCCAAACUAAGAGUUGAAGUAUCACCCAGACUAAGAGUUGAAGUAUCACCCAGACUAAGAGUUGAAGUAUCACCCAGACUAAGAGUUGAAGUAUCACCCAGACUAAGAGUUGAAGUAUCACCCAGACUAAGAGUUGAAGUAUCACCCAGACUAAGAGUUCAAGUAUCACCCAGACUAAGAGUUCAAGUAUCACCCAGACUAAGAGUUGAAGUAUCACUCAGACUGGAUAAACAAAUAACUUCCCUUAACAUAGACAUUGUUAUCUCCUAAAUACACCCAUUGACAACUGGAAUGGCAGAGGGAUCAGACUGAGAACUCUGCUGUCUGGGCCUCAGCUCUAAUGACAAUGUAUGGAUAUAAUGUUAAUGUAUAAUGGGAACAUAUUGUACAUCUCUGCAUCUAAUCCAAAGCAACAUCCAUCAGGACUAAAACGUGACUCCCAGCUCGACUCCUGCGUGAUUAAAAGUCAAACUCCAAAGAAGAUAUGAAUUAUUCUGUUUAUAGAAGCUUUUCUGGGCUUAGUCUAUGUAUAUACUUAAUGUAUGAGACUCGUUAAUGUAUAUGAAUCUCACACAGGAAGCCAUCUGGAUGAGAUAUAAAUGCAUGGAUGAUUGCAACAAUAAAGAAAAGAUAGAGCUGAAGUAUCGGCCAGCGGCGCCCGACGACUCCUGACUGCUCUUAGGAGUGACCUUUCUAGAGUGCAACGUUGUUUCUCACUCUGUCCGAACCAAACGGCAGGAAGCUUUGAAACAUGGACACCCCGGUCGCCCCCCCUCCUCUGCAUUGUUGAGUUAUGGUCUUCCAAGAUAAAGAGCCGCUUUCUCCACAAUAAAAAAUAAUCUGUCAGGGAGAGAUUGCAAUGCAGUCAACAGGCAUGUUUUGGUGGCCGGACUAAGAAAGAAAAGAAAGAAAGAUUGAAAGAAAGGGGGAGGAAGAGAAAAUAAACGUCUGGGUUUUGGAGAAAGAGAAAGAUUGAGAGGGAGGGAAGACAGACACAAACAGAAAUAGAAAAGUUUGAUGGUUUCUCAGCCUUUCUCCUUUAGCUGGAGAUUUGUAGUAGAGCACAUCGCUAUUGUGAAAGCGUCUUGGCUGUGGUCCAUGGGAACUGAUCCAGUGUGCUGUGUGUCUGUGGAGCUCCCAGCCUGCUUUAGUCUCCUGGGAGGUCCCUGAUACUGUUACUGGUAGGUCCUGUGCAGUAACACUGUGUCAGAACCAGAGGAACGGUACACCUCUCCCGUCCGUCAGCCUCCCUCCCUGCUAGCUAGCUACAGGACUAAAAGGACUAAAGGAAACUUAAAGGAGGAUUACUGAAGAAAGUCCAAAGGGAGAGACGUGUCCAGCAGCAGGAAAAGCAACAUGGACAGCUAAGAUUCUGCUUAUCCACUGGUGAUUCACUUUUUUUUUUGCUCCACUCGCUCCAAAAGAGGACUGUCUGAACUUAACUCUGAACGCUCCCCCAAAACGGUGAUCCUCAAACUGACAUACAGAACAAGCCAGGGAGGGCUGCAGACGGCAGAAGAAGAGACAGUAACUGUGGAGCAAAACAGAGGAGAAGCAGAGGAGCUCCUGAACUCCGCAGCAGAGCAGCAAAGCGAUGGAGUUGGAGAUGGAGAGGAGUCAUAUGUCUGUGAGGAGAGGGGUAAGCUGGAGCCCAGGUGUUGGGAGGAAGACCCUUCAGGUGGGGCAUGGCGUGAACAUGGACACCAGCAACAGAGAGAGUGAUGCAUCUUGGGAGAGGCGGGACUACGGAGGGAUCAAAGGACAGGUGACAUCGACCUCCACCAGUCAGCUGUCUCGGAAAACCAACCUGACACGUAGUGCCAGCCUAUCAGAAAAGGAGUUGAAGGAGGCGAGGGUGAGGUCACAGAUCAUCGCGGCCCAGCUGACCGUCCCGUCUGGCUGCUCCAACUCUCGCGGCGUCCAGCUCUUCAACCGCCGCAAGAAGAGGGUCAACGCCUUCACGCUAGAUAGCUGUGGGGAACGAAGGAGGGAAGAGGAGAGAGAGGAGAGAGAAGAGAGAGAAGGAGAUAACAGGAACAACAACCUGACAUGGGAGGAGGAGAAGGGGGGUCCUAGUGAGGGGACAGAGACAGACGGACAAUUGAACUGGAAGAACAGCAUCGGGAUAAAACCACCACUCUGGUCACCACCCUCUGGAAGUGAGGUCACAGGAAGUGACAUCAUGGAGGACCCAGGUAAUGAGCACAUCUACAAGGGAGUGGACGUGAUACAAGAGAGACACUUCCAGCCGGUGAACGAGAGACAAGGGGAGGCGGAAGAGAGGAGUGGAGAGAGAGAAAGAGAGGAGAUAUAUGAGGAUAUUGAGGGUGAAGUGAAGGAUGAGAUUAUACCAGUAAAUGACAACAACACUGGUCCAGUCAGAGAGGAAGUGGGGAUGAAUAGGGGGUCAUACACAUACCCCACAGCUCCCCCUGAGACCCAUAAUGGCUUCCACAGCACCCAGGGCUCUGCUGGAGAGAUCAAAAAUGGCGGGCCAGUUUCUAUGUCCCUGUCCAGACAGACCCCCACCAUCGUCAACCGGACAGCCAGACCCUUCUUCUCCCCACCCACCGUACAGCCCAAGUCCCCAGAGGCAAGGAGUCCCGUCAUGGAUAACAACAUACCCCCAGCCCCCUCCUAUCCUACCCCCACCCUUCCCCCAGCUCCCUCCUACUCCACUCCCCCUCUGCCUCCUUUCACCGCCACUCGCCCUGUCGCCUUCUCUCCUCCUCCCCCUCCUCCCUCAUACUCUAUGCCUCCACUCCCAGCCUUCCCCAUCCAUCCUCCUCCUCCCUCCCAGUCUCUCUCCAGUCCUCCCCCCAUGUCUACCGUCAUGUUUCCUAGGUCUACACCCAUCCCCCAGUACAACCCUCCUCCUACAGCUGCCCCAGUGCCCCAGUAUCUACCCCCCAACCCUCCUGUCACCCAAUACAUCCCUCCUCCUACCUCCCCUAGACCCAACAUCUUUGUCCCCUUCACCCCUCAGCCUAUUGGCCAACAGAACCAGCAGCAGCCAAUCAAAACGGGCAUCCUGGAGGAAGGGGCGGCGGCCAUCAGACGAUCGUCUACAGCCAGGAAGUCCAUGUUCACCUUUAAGGAGAAGCCUGUCAUGGCACCCAACCCUGAACUCCUCUCCCUGGUCCAGGGGAAUGAUGAUAGGAAGAAGCACGGCCUCCGCUCCGUUCCCGACCCAGCCCCAGAGGAGGAGCUGCUGGCUCUGGGGGCCGAGGCCUCUAACUUCCUAGCCAGGGAAGAGUUGAAGGCGGAGGCUGCCAAGGUGCCGGAGUGGUCCUCCUGUCUCAAGAGCUCCAGGACCAGGGAGCCCAGAGGGCAGCACCAGCCAGAGCAGACCCUGACCAACGCAUCAGGGAAGGGGGCCGAGCUGUUCGCGAAGCGCCAGUCCAGGAUGGAGAAGUACGUAGUGGAGAAUCAGAAUGUCUCCGGUGGUGGAGGUGGUCAGAUGAGGUCUCCGUCUCCAACCGCGUCUCUGCCGCCGUCUUGGGUCUACCCAUCUAAUAUGCCUGGCCGGGUCAAAGCUAUCGCUAACAACACUGACCUCAGCGCCAGGCUGACCCAGACCCUCCAGACCCCUCAGCCUGGGAACAGGAGGCCCAGCCAGCAGGCUCCAACCCCGGCCCCGGUCCCCGAGGAACCACCCCUGGAGAACGGCUGCACCAAGAUAGAGAUGGACCUCUCCAGGCACCAGCCCUACCAGCUCAACUCCUCCCUGUUCAUCUUCAACCCAGUCCAGGACUCUACCAGCACCCUGCUGAGCGCUCUGCCCCGGGGGGCCCCGCCAACACCCAAACCCCUGGUCUCAUCUGAGGCUUACUCCAGGCAGGCCUCCCUGCCCUCCUCCAACCCUCCAUCACACAACUACAACAGCCUGCCCCGCUUCAGGCCUACCCAGUCCCCAUCACUUCAGCCCCCAUCAGGAGGAAUUGGAGGUGGGGAUUACUAUCCUCCACAACACGGGGGGACUCCACAGCUGAGGGACCCCAGGAUCACCUCUCCUGUCUCUGCCUUCUCUCCGGAGAGAGUCGCCUCUCCUCGGUCGGGCGUCCAGGCACCCAGACCCACCUUCUCUACCAAGAGGGCAGGGAUCGAACCCCAGAUGAGGAAGGAGUCCCCCCGAACCCCGACCCCCACCACCACCCCCACGACCACCCCCUCUCCCACCAGGACACCGCAGUUCCCCCGUCGGUUCAGCAGCCCAGAGGGACCCCCCACUCACAGUGGGGUCUGGUCCACCACCCCCCAGACCACCAUCACCCCCUCCUCCUCCUCCUCUUCCAGGCACCUCCACCAGGCGACUGCCACCUCCACAGCCACCUCCCCUGUCUCCCCACCCUGGGAGACGAGGUGCAAGUCCCCCGCCGUGGUCAACCAGACCACCAAACCGUUCUCCACAGCCUCUUUAUCCAGGCCUAAACCAUCCACUACCACCUCACCUAUAUCGCCUAGAUCUCCCUGGGGGUCCCGCUGUCAAUCCCCUAACAUCAACCAGACAACCAAGCCUUUCUCCACCACCAUCUCCAACUCUUCCUCCUCCAGACCCUCUCACCCAGGCACCAUCACGACUCCUCUCUCCCCCUCACCCCUGUCCCCUCCCUGGGGUUCCAGAUGCCAGUCUCCCAUCGUCAGCCCCAGCCCCAGCCCCAGCCCCAGCCACUCCAAGGCAAACCACCGCCUGUUAGCCAAGAACAUCAUCAAUGCGGCCAAACGUAAAAACAGCCCGUCCCCAGGUGCUCUGAGCGGCCACAAUCUCCCAAUCUCCCCACUAGGUGGCAACCCGACCCACCAGCAUCACCAGGGCUACGACUCCCAGCACCACCACAGCAGCAGCAGCUCCAAACCACCCUUCAGCCCCUACCAGUCCAGGGCCAUGGGGUGCCAGUCUCCCCCCUUCGCCAGCCCUCCUCCCACCCCUACAGGGGUAAUCCGGUCCCCGGUAAGGCUCUACAACACCAGGUCCCUCACUGACUCGGAUGCUUCGGUGGAGUCGGAGGACUCUGGGCUGAGGUCUCCAGGACUGCAGCGUACCCAGAACACCUGUCCCCGGGGCUGGGGCGGCAGCCUGAGGGUGAAGAGGGGCAGUGUUGGCACCGACCUAUAGGGGGAGCCUGGGAGAGAGGGUCAGGAGAAAGGACCAUUGAGCUUGCCCAAUAAGAGAGAAAAAGAAAACAGACAGAACAUUGAUAAAGGGACUGGUGGGUUUUGGGCAAUUCUUAAAUUCAUUGACGUAUAGGAUCAUCUAAGAUGGAGGGCCAGCUCAGCGCUUGGCCCACAGGGGAGAUAUGGAAAGGACUUUGAAAGGAACUGACCUUGUGUGUUUGUUGCUUUGGAGCAUCCAGGAGUAAGGGACAAUAAUGUUGACCACAGAGUAAAUAACCUGAUGCCCUUAUGUUGACCACAGAGUAAAUAACCUGCUGCCCUUAUGUUGACCACAGAGUAAAUAACCUGCUGCCCUUACAACACAGCUGGGACGUAGAAGCAACCCGUCUGGUGAUUCUAAAGUCCACUAAAACCCACUGAUUUGGCUGGCUGGCUAUAGAAGAGUCCAGGACCAUCAAGCUCAGAGCAAGCUCAACAGUGGGAUUACUGAGAGGAGAUUGAAGGGACAAUUCACUGUUUCCUCUGCCUCUCAUUCUUACAUCUUAUAAAAUACUUUGUACAUUUAUUACACAGAAAAAUGAAAUGUAAGGGUUUCUAAAAUCCAAAGCGACUUGUCUGCAAUUUUAGAUUUGGUCCUAAUUGAAAAACAAAAUGUGUUGUUGUAUUCAGGAAUUGCUGAAAUGUAAAACUAGCUUACUUGCAUUUGACUACGACAAAAUGUCCAUGAAUAAUCUUAAUUAUUACAGUAGCUUACUUAAGUUUACUCUAAGAAAUUGUUUAUUCUAAUUUGUACCCCAAAAAAGUCCAACGGGCUAGAAAGAAAUACCAAAGACAAUAUAUGGAAUGAUGCAAUGUUUUCAAAAACAGUGUUACACUUUUUCUCCCCCACAUAAGGCAUUGAUAAUGUGAUGUCGUAGAUAGGCUUUUGCAGUUAUUUUGGAUAUAUGUUUAAAUGUUGCUGGGUAUACAUUGGAGUAGAAAGGAAUGCAGUUAAACCAAAGGUUGACAUGAUGUUUGCAGGUCUGACACAGGUCAAACUGGGGAGAGAGAGAGAGAGAGAGAGAGAGAGAGAGAGAGAGAGAGAGAGAGAGAGAGAGAGAGAGAGAGAG